GGCUGCCUGUCGGUAGGAGUGGAGGGUCAUGUAUGAUUGAAAUAGCAGUAGAUAAUGGAACAGUGAAACGUCAGGAGGAAUCCUUGUUCCAGCCCGUGUCCGAGGUAGCGUUGGGGCCUAUAUUCCUGGGGGACGUCCCCUCCCAUAGGGAUCAGCCUGCCAGCACCAGGGAGGUGACGGGUUUUGUAGGCUGUAUCAGGGAGCUGCAGGUCAACAAUAAGGACAUCUACAUAGCAGGAGAGGCACUGGGAGGGAGGAACAUCCACAACUGUGACACACCUGUCUGUCAGCACCUGCCCUGCCGCAAUGGAGGCACCUGUGUCAGUGAUGCAGAGGACUGGUUCUGUGAGUGCCCUCCUCUCUACUCUGGUCGACUCUGCCAGUUCACAGCCUGUGAGUGGAGCCCCUGUGGUCACGGAGCCACCUGUAUCCCCAAGUCCCACCAGGAAGCUGUGUGUCUUUGCCCUUACGGAAGACAGGGCCUGCUGUGUGAUGAUGCCAUCAACAUCACCCGGGCCAGGUUCAGUGGGAAUGAUGAGUUUGGGUACACCUCGUUCAUAGCGUACUCCUCCAUCCCCAGUCUCAGUGUCUACUACGAGUUCCAACUGAAACUAACGUUCGCCGACAGAGCCUCAGCUCUGAAGGACAACCUCAUCCUCUUCUCUGGACAGAAAGGACAGGGCAUUGAUGGAGAUGACUUCCUAGUUCUGGGGGUUCGGAAUGGCAGAAUUGUUCACAAGUUCAACCUUGGAUCUGGUGUGGGAACCAUGGUCAGCGACCGGCUGAACCGUGAGAUCGAUAUCCACACUGUGAACUUUGGCAGAUCUAAGAGAACAGGAUGGUUAAAGGUGAUCCAUUGA
This is a messenger RNA of Oncorhynchus keta (chum salmon), 860 nucleotides long. Its product is annotated as protein eyes shut homolog. The transcript is spliced from 6 exons. NCBI's taxonomy places the organism in Eukaryota, Metazoa, Chordata, Actinopteri, Salmoniformes, Salmonidae. The record is from RefSeq and is a predicted model, not a curated record. The coding region runs from base 33 to 860 and encodes 275 amino acids.